Apus apus (common swift) is the source of this 1877-nucleotide messenger RNA. RefSeq names its product FCF1 rRNA-processing protein (gene FCF1). The transcript has 8 exons. Bases 59 to 655 code for a protein of 198 amino acids. Gene Ontology annotation, cellular component: small-subunit processome; nucleolus. The record is from RefSeq and is a predicted model, not a curated record. NCBI's taxonomy places the organism in Eukaryota, Metazoa, Chordata, Aves, Apodiformes, Apodidae.
AAGCGGCGGCGGCUGCAGCAGCAGCAGCAGCAGCAGCAGCAGCAGCAGCAGCAGCAGCAUGGGGAAGCAGAAGAAGGCGCGGAAGUACGCGGUGAUGAAGCGCAUGAUCAGCCUGCGGGACCAGCGCAUCAACGAGAAGGACCGGGCGAAAGCCCGCGAAAAGAAGAAGGAAGACCCGAGUGCCAUCAAGGAGCGAGAGGUCCCCCAGCAUCCCUCUUGUUUGUUCUUCCAGUAUAAUACCCAGUUGGGCCCCCCUUACCACAUCCUGGUUGACACUAACUUCAUCAACUUUUCCAUCAAGGCCAAGCUGGACCUGGUGCAGUCAAUGAUGGACUGUCUUUAUGCCAAGUGCAUUCCAUGUAUCACAGAUUGUGUAAUGGGUGAAAUUGAGAAGUUAGGACAGAAGUACCGUGUGGCAUUAAGAAUUGCCAAGGACCCUCGGUUUGAGCGCUUGCCAUGUACACACAAAGGAACCUACGCAGACGACUGCUUGGUACAGAGAGUCACUCAGCACAAAUGUUACAUAGUGGCCACAGUGGAUAAAGAGCUCAAGAGGAGAAUACGAAAAAUCCCUGGAGUACCUAUCAUGUAUAUUUCCAGGCACAGAUACAAUAUUGAGAGGAUGCCGGAUGAUUACGGAGCUCCUCGGUUCUAACCUGCCUGGCCAAGCCAUUGAUGCCAGGACUCUGAGCCAGGAUAAGGGUCCUUCUGGUUCCAACCCUCCUGCUUUCUUACUUGCUGAGACUCUGCUCAAAGGACUGUGGGUGACAUUGGAUUUCAUAGCCUUGAUCCUCUAAGAGAAAGCCACUUGGAAGAGUCUGUGUUUAUUCAUCCUUAUUUUGAUUCGGCCUGGUUACCUACAGUUGGGAAAAGCAUAUGGGAAAGAGGGGACAGCAGUGCUCAAAACAUGCCUAACUCCUUCUUCAUUGGGAUCAAUGGAAAAAGUGAUUUCAGCAUUCUGAAUUAAAUAUUGGAGAUGUAACUCUGCUUGAGAAUGAAACCACAGAAAUUUUAGAAGUUUCAUAUUGCUGACCCUGCAGCAGGACAAGUGUUCCUCUGGGAAGCUCCCCCACGCCUGUCCCACAGCAAAUCAGAACCUACGUUCUGGAGAAAAGCCUUCAAAUUUGCAGCAGUUAAUGCGCCUUUUCUGGACCAGUGGUCUUGAAGAUUUUAAUCCAAAAUUAAUGGGUUUCUAUUCAACUGUACAAUGAAUGGAACUGAGUUCAGUGUCCUGGUCAGAUUCCCAUGUCUGUACUGGGUUAGCUGGCAACUUGGUCCUUUUGCUUGUAUGCAGAGAGUUGGUGGGAGGGCUGGGCUGCUGGGUCAGGACAAAAGUCUCCCUCUUGUUUGCUUGGCACCUAAGCACCUCAAAGCCUCAUCCCCUUCCUUAGGUGUCAUGGAAGAGAAGGAAGGUAUCAGACUUGGACAGAAAGGAGUCAAACUGUGAAAGUCAUUACUGUGGGCUGGGAGCAGAGUACGUGAGGGGAAUCAGAGCGAUGACUGCAGAUUUGUGUGAGUCUCAAGAAACCAGCAGCAUUUGCUGUAGGGAACUGGUCAGAGGAUGGGGGGGAAAGAAAUCAUUAAGCCACCUGGAGAAGUGCAGUGGAAAAAAUAUUUCAAAGCUGUAACUGCAUUCUCAUCUCUUCUCUGUUACUCUUUAAUUUUUAGCAGUAUAAUUUGUUCUGAUUUCUGCUCUGGAGUGAGAAGAACUGAGAGAUAAGAGACUACAUGAGGGUCACCAGGGGCCAACAUGCUGUAGGAUGCUUCCUGGCCAAAAUGCUGGAGCUGGGGCAAAGGGGAAGACUGAAAACUUAAAUUCUUGGUAUAAUUAAGAACAUUUCCAAACUUUAAUAAAGCUUUUAUCCUGUGGUGCCUUA